UUCAUCAAGCAUCCCAGUGCAUUAGGCGUGUGGUGUUCUGAGGUUGCCCUGGAGACGGUCUGUCAAGAAAAGUUAGUUCAUUAAGGAAUUAGAGACACCUAACUCCCAAGAGUCCCAGAAGUCUUCAUCCUUUCAACUUUUAUUAAGGAGCAGAUUUGAAGAUGCAGCAGCUGGAGGAUGAUAAGCCCAAGAAGAAGAUUACACCCUACCUCCUUUACUGUGUCGCAACAGCUGUCAUUGGUUCGCUGCAGUUUGGAUACAACACAGGAGUCAUCAAUGCACCUGAACAGAAAUUACGAGUGUUUUUCCAGAAUGUAUCGAGUGAACGUUAUGGGGAGCCUUUUUCCCCAGGAGCCACCACCAUGGUGUGGAGCUUUGCUGUGGCCAUCUUCAGUGUGGGCGGCAUGAUUGGGUCAUUCUCUGUUGGAAGCAUGGUUACCAAGUUUGGCAGGCGAAAAUCGAUGGUGAUCGCAAAUGCCCUGGCUCUGUUGGGAGGUGCUCUGAUGGGACUGUCGUCUUUGAGCCGUUCUUUUGAAAUGGUCAUCAUAGGUCGGUUUAUCAUUGGUGUUUUCUGUGGACUCUGCACUGGUCUGACCCCCAUGUACGUUGGCGAGAUCUCUCCCACCGCCGUCCGAGGAGCCUUCGGCACACUGCACCAGCUAGGUGUUGUGAUUGGCAUCCUGGUGGCUCAGAUCUUUGGCCUGGAGUCUGUUCUGGGAUCAGAUGAUUUGUGGCCUGUGCUGCUCGCCCUGACCAUCCUGCCGGCCUUGCUGCAGAGCAUCAUGCUGCCUUUUUGCCCCGAAAGCCCUCGCUACCUCCUGAUUGUCCUUAACAAAGAAGAGGAGGCCAGAAAAGCUCUGGAGCGUCUGCGUGGCACUGAAGACGUGCACGACGACAUUCAGGAGAUGAAAGAGGAGGGCAUGAAGAUGGCCAUGGAGAAGAAGGUGACUGUGCUCGAACUCUUCCGCUCACGAAACUACCGCCAGCCGAUCAUCAUCGCCAUCAUCUUGCAGCUCUCCCAGCAGCUGUCAGGCAUCAACGCUGUUUUCUACUACUCUACAGGCAUUUUUAAAACCGCUGGUAUCUCUCAGCCCAUCUAUGCCACCAUCGGGGCUGGUGUGGUCAACACUGUCUUCACUGUUGUCUCUCUGUUCCUUGUUGAGCGAGCAGGAAGAAGGACUCUGCACCUCAUCGGACUGGCAGGGAUGGCCAUCACUGCCCUUCUUAUGACCAUCUCUCUCUCUUUAGUGAACAAAAACGAGAAUCUGAGUUAUCUGGCUAUGGUGGCCGUGUUCGGCUUUGUCGCCAGCUUUGAAAUGGGUCCGGGUCCCAUCCCCUGGUUCAUUGUAGCUGAGCUCUUCUCUCAGGGGCCUCGACCUGCUGCCAUGGCUGUCGCUGGUUGUUCUAACUGGACCGCCAACUUUUUGGUGGGGCUGGGAUUCCCUAAACUGGAGGAAAUCUGUGGCCCGUACGUCUUCCUCAUCUUUAUGGUCCUCCUCAUCCUUUUCUUCAUCUUCACUUACCUGCGAGUCCCUGAGACAAAAGGACGGACCUUUGAUGAAAUUGAGCAGGGAUUCGCCGCCAAACCUGUCGAUUCCACGGUCCCUGAUGCUGUGUGCAUCAGCAAACCCGAGACCCAGGAUCCAGCACCUUUGUCCCCCACAGAAAAAGUCCCCAUGGUGGAUCUACCUGUAGAGAAACAAUAACUGAAAUUGAGGAUUCACGGACUGCAGCUUCUUUCUGUAAGAAUGAAGCCGCUAAAAAAUAGUUUAUAGGUCCAAAUGUUACAAUUUUUAAUUUUUUUAUACAGUGUUUUGCCCAUAUAAUAUAGUAUUAAAUAUAAAGAAAAACAAUUUUAAUCCUGACCAAACUUGAUUAAUUGUGCCACAUAAAAGGAUCAUUGUAUGUUCAAAUUUUCAGCUGCCUUCAGCAUUCAAAGGUUACAGGCUUAAGGGGGUUAAUAUAUUGAGGUCAAGAAUCUAAAGUUAGUGUGACAAAGGCAUUUCGGUCUCCACAGGAGUCAAUAAAAUACUAUUUUUGCAGGGCAGGGGAAGCACAGGAGACCACAAAGGAGCCACUGCAAGAAGACCCACUUUGAGCAUAAAAAGUUGUCCCUUAUUAUACACAGAGGACAUAUUUUUAAGCACAUAAAGAACGGAUUUAUCCCAACUGUUGGUGAUACCUCAUGACAGGCUUUUCCUUUAUUUAUGAGGUUUUAAAUUUAGCUUUUUUCUGAAUUUGUGCCGAUAAAGCAAUGUAAGAACCUAUGUGCAGGGUGCUUUUAUUCAAUAUAAGGCUUUCUUUUUAUUUAAGCAAAAAAAAAAAAAACCUCUUCAGGUUAAGGAUUUUACAACAUGAACGAUGACAAGAAAAAAAAAAUAGAAGCCAUAAUCUAGUUGUUUACAUCAUGCACACAAAGUUAAAUUAAAGUAACUCUGGUUGUAAUAUUUUGUAAAUAUUUUAGGGUUUUAUUGUACUUGAAAUUCUAUCUACAGAAACUACUGGAUCACACGCUUUAGAAAUCUAUAAAAUUAUGUUUUGUCAGUUUGAAAUAAUAUGUUCUCAUCUGUGCCGUGCAUAAAAAGCGAGUCCUGCCUACUCCUAACUUAAUGUACAUUACAUCCUGUUAAACAUUAACCUCGCGAGAUUAUGCUGUUGGAUAGAGACACUAAGUGGAUUGUAUUUAUUACAGUGUUUUUAACGUACAAAAUGUGUAUUCUGAUUAUGUGAGAUUAUACAUGCAUAUAUACUGUAGACUCAAGUUCCUGCAUCAUGAUCAGCUGCUUCAGUCUUUGCUUGAAACCAGGUCGAUGUUUGUAGAGCUGCAUUUCCAUGUGGGUGUGCAUAAACUUGGUGAAGACGCACUUUUCUUGUUUCUGCUUUGCAGUUUGCACUUCAGCUGUCACAGUCAUUUCUAAAGAGAUAUUUAUUUAGUUUGUUUGUGGUUUUAUUUCUAAAAUGUUUACUAUAUUUGUUACAUUCAUUCUGAUUUGCUUUUAGUCUUUUUUUUUUUUUUUGCACUCUGCACAAUCUGUAGACAAUGCCCUGAUCCUGCUUUUGUCGUCCACAAUAUUCACUUGAGUAAUUUGUAUAUUUUGCUCUUUUAAUACAAUAUUUGUGCAAAUAAAGCCAGUAAGUGUCACUGCCAGGUGAGCACAGACCUUCAUGUGUAAAAGGAAUGUGUGACUUCCCUAAUGAGUAUACUCGUG
This is a messenger RNA of Cyprinodon variegatus (sheepshead minnow), 3209 nucleotides long. RefSeq names its product solute carrier family 2, facilitated glucose transporter member 1-like (gene slc2a3b). Gene Ontology annotation, cellular component: apical plasma membrane; basolateral plasma membrane. Lineage: Eukaryota; Metazoa; Chordata; Actinopteri; Cyprinodontiformes; Cyprinodontidae. Gene Ontology annotation, biological process: monosaccharide transmembrane transport; response to insulin. The record is from RefSeq and is a predicted model, not a curated record. The transcript has 11 exons. Bases 162 to 1706 code for a protein of 514 amino acids. Gene Ontology annotation, molecular function: hexose transmembrane transporter activity.